Molecule: messenger RNA, 4218 nt
Organism: Vicia villosa (hairy vetch)
Lineage: Eukaryota; Viridiplantae; Streptophyta; Magnoliopsida; Fabales; Fabaceae
Product: dehydration-responsive element-binding protein 1A-like
Exons: 3
Coding region: 272-1243 (323 amino acids)
Biological process (GO): regulation of DNA-templated transcription
Molecular function (GO): DNA binding; DNA-binding transcription factor activity
Source: RefSeq, a predicted model, not a curated record
UACACACAAGCACACUUUCUUUCUCUGCCUUUACUCUCUUUUCUCAUCAGUUUCCUUUUCUCUUUCCAAAUAUAUUAUAACCAAUCACAAACCCUUCAACUUGCCAACUUGAUCAUUCACACAAAACACACACACUCACACUCACACUCUCCUUGUUACCUUACCUCUUUCCUUCAACCAUGUUUGCCUAUAUAUAGAACACACCUUACUCUUCUCUCUCUUAAAACUAACUCUCUCCAAUUCCUAUAUUCACUCUCUUCAACACUUUGAAAUGUUUUAUACUAGUGACCCCAUUUUAUCAUCAACUUCAUCUUCCUACAACACAUCAUCGCCAGAAUGGGAGAUGCAGUUAGCAGCGAGUUGCCCGAAGAAGCGAGCAGGAAGGAAGAUAUUCAAGGAAACUCGCCACCCGGUGUAUAGGGGCGUGAGGAAGAGGAACUUAGAUAAAUGGGUGUGCGAAAUGAGAGAGCCCAACAAGAAGACUAGAAUUUGGCUAGGAACUUUUCCAACGGCCGAGAUGGCAGCCCGAGCCCACGAUGUUGCCGCGAUGGCAUUGAGAGGCCGCUACGCCUGUCUCAAUUUUGCAGACUCGGUGUGGCGACUCCCUAUUCCUGAAACCUCUGAUACAAAAGAUAUACAAAAAGCGGCAACUGAAGCUGCCGAGGCUUUCAGACCAGACAAAACUUUAGUGACUAAGAACUUUGACAUCGUUGUACCGGUCAUCAUUGUACCAGACUUUGACAUCGUUGUACCGGACUUUGACAUCGUUGUACCGGUUAUCAUUGUACCGGUCAUCGCGACAGAGAAGUUGAAUAUGUUUUGUAUAGAAGAGGAAGAAGAAGAAGGAGUGGUGAACAUGCCAGAUAUGUGGAGGAAUAUGGCUCUAAUGUCCCCUACACAUAGUUUUGGGGAUCAUGAGUAUGAACAUAUUGAUGAACAAGAUUUUCAAGAUGAUGAUGAGGAUUUUAAAAAACCUGUUACAGUGAUUUGGGCUGUGACUGCAAUUGGAGUUCUUUGGUCAAAUUUUGCAGUAAUAUCAAGGAUCAUGAUCGUUACCAUGACUGCAAACACGCCGAUGUUUGUUUUCAUUUUGGUAACUUUAAGGUGCCCGCAUUUCUUUACGAGUGUUAUAGUGUGUGAUACACAUAAAAGUUCAUCAAUACUAAAAGUGGUAGUGGUAAUGGUUUUAUCUAUCAAAUUGUAUUGCAUUUUUUCUUUAUCUUCUUUGGCUAUAAAUUUCUAGGUUUGUUUUUCGCACAUCAUUAACUUGAUAUGUGGGAACAAAAUGAUCAUUUUUUACAACGUCCCAAAUAUCACAAUUCACCCCUUCAUUAAAAAAAAUUCUGUUUCCCAUAAGCAUAUCCUUGACCAUUGAAAAGAUUGAGCUUAGUUUAAUGAAUUGUUUGAAGUCAUCUUUUCUCUUGAGACAAUAUUUAGUCUCCGAAAAAGAUUCAAGCUCAAAUACCACAUGAUUACCAAGUGGCUUCAAACAUAAGAGAGUGUGAGAAUUGUGAUAUAAAUAUUUUUAAAAUUUUGAUUAAAUAAAAAUGAUUUUUUGAGAAGUUUUUAAAAGACAGUUAGAUGAAGAAGAAGAAGAAGAUAAUUGAUAAUAGGGGAUGGGAAAAUUAAGAGUAAAGGUAUUAAGAAAAACACCCAAAAUUUAUCCUAUUUCAACCUGAUACAACUAAGAGCUCCACUAACAAUUGAGAUAUUAUCUUAUGUCUAGCUCUGAAGGAUAACACCUUCAAGUUUCCAAUAACAGAUGAGAUUUUAUUACAGGUUCUGUCCACGGUAUCUUACACAAAGCUUUUAUCUCACUUUCAACUUACAACCUUUAUAUUAUAUCAGUUCAAGAUACAUAACUCUCUUGGUUUUACAAUUACAUAUCUAAAGUUACAAUACCAAAUUACACAAGUUACUAUUUAAGAAGCUACUCCCUUAGAACUAAAACUAUACGAAGGCCUCUUUUUGUAAUAAAAAAAAAUAGGAAAAUAAGGAAAAUUUGGUAAAUCCAGUUCGAGCCAUAUUCAAUUAUCCUAUGAUAAUUUUCAUGGCACGAAAAAUACCAGAGUGGAUGAACGCUCAAAAUUCAAUGAAGUUGCCACCAAAGUUUAUUAUUACAAGGGAAAACAUCGAUAAAACCCUAAAAUAACAAAAAUAUGAUCAUCGCAACCAAAUUCAAGUUCAGGAAUCGGUUAUGCGCGGAAAAGAUAUUAGCACCUCACACAUCCAUUGUACUUAACAGGAACUGUCUAGUUAAUUGUGUGAAUAAGAGUGUUAGCUUAAGGUAUUUGAUUUCUCCUAAUUAUUGUGAUUAUUUACAAAAAGAAAUAAAGGGGGAAAUUAGGUUUUUUAUUAGGGUGUUUGACGAGACGUUGAAUCUCGCUCCUACGUAUCUCUAGGUACGAUGGGGAACCCAAAGCUACGUAGUUAUGGGUAGCAAAUGUUUGUUUGUUGGAGAUUUUAGCAAAAGAUGUUUAUGUCGCAUUCGAGUAGAAAAUAUUGCUUGCUACCCAAACAUGGGAGUAGGGAACGUUGUGUGUCCAUCGCGUUGGAAUGGCUAAAACAUGAUCCGGAUUCUCAUAGAUUAUGUUUUGAUCGCAUUCGAGCGAACAACGUUGCUAGCUACUUGCACAUGAGAGGAUUGAAGGGUUAGUUUGUGCAUUGCAUUGGAAUGGAUAGAAUAUCAUUUGAUUAUGAAAAGUUUUUGACGUGUAGAGGCGAGAGAAGUAGGUUUGAUUGGUUGAAGUUGUUUUUAGGUGGAAGACAAAUAAUCGGUUCGAGCAAAGUGUACACCUUGCUUUCAAUUAUUCAAAAAUAAUAGGAGUACACCCAAUUUUCCUUUUUCAAUCCAAUUAUUUAUUAAAAUCAUGUUUGUGGAAGACGAGUAUCAAACUAGAAUGAAGUGUGCGCUUCGCGUUUGACUACUAGAGAAUCAAGAGGAUGAAUAUCCGUUUGUUCUUUUUUAAUUCAAGUUUGAUUAUGUAUUUUUGGCAAAAGACGAAUAAUCGGUUGAAACAAAGUGUGCACUUUGCGUCCGAUUACUCGAGGUUCAAAAGGAUGUACAUCCAAUUGUCCUUUUUAAUCAGAUUUUUUUUAUUAAGAAAAAGUUCUAGCGGAAGUCGAAUAAUCAGUUUGAACAAAGUUUACGCCUGGGGUCCGAUUAUUCAAGGGUUAAGAGAAUGUGCAUCCAAUUGUCCUUUUUAAUUCGAUUUUUAUUGAGAAAAGUGGUUUGAAGUCGAUUAAAUUUUGAUAGAGAUGUUUAUUUAAUUGUAAAAAAUAACUAAAUUUUAUAUUGAAAAUAAAAUAGAGUUUGUGACAAUUUUAAUACUCAUAAUAAUAAUAAUUAAUCAAAUUAAUAAUCAAACCAUUAAUUAAAACAAUCAAUGAAAAUUAAAGAUUAGGAGAUGGGUGCAGAAAUAAAAAACCGGUGAGGCCUUAGUAAAUAAGAGAUUAAAAAAACUAAGCCCAAGAAGCAAAGCCCAACUAACAAAAUGAAAACAAAAAACAAGAUAAAAAGACUACAACGCCCCUGACCGUAUGAUUAAGAUCAGACGCUCCAGAUUUGUUAUCUAAAUCACACGUUCCACACCACAUGAUUAAGAUCAUAGAAUGAAAGCUUGAUUUGUUUGAGAGUGUACCUUCGGCAUAGUGUUAUUCUUUGGAUUGAUGUGUUGUAGGAUCUCUUCUAUCCUAAACAGCCUUUUAGCCAGGAAUUAUGAGUUAUGUUGUUGCAUAAUGUUCUACACACUUUCGCCGAGUUAGUAGCUCAUUGAAUCUUGGAUUUGGCCUAUGAUAGCUCAAGGUCAUGGAGAGUUUCUGUAAUACCCACAUAUAAUAUGCAUCUAGAUUAAUAUUACACAUAAUGUUAAUUGGUAUGGACACAACAUAUGUGCCUAACGGCAUCAUUCAUAUAUACAUGUCCAAAAAUAUAAUAUACAUCAUAUGGCACUUGAUAUACAAGAGUUUCUAAUAAAAAACGAUGAUAUACACAAAGUAUACAUAUGAAUAGUGGAAAUAACUAUAAAACAUAAUAAAAUCUCCAAACUUCUUCAUACAACCUUGCUAUUUCCUUUGACCUGCUCAAAAUUACCUGAAAUUUAACAAUAUAAUAGGGUGAGAUAAUAAUCUCAUUGGGCUCUCCUAUCUUAUGGGUCCACUUGAAUCUAAUGGAACCAUUAAACGAUAUUUUAACUUUAGUCGUUCAACUUUGUCCUA